Molecule: messenger RNA, 654 nt
Organism: Cooperia oncophora
Lineage: Eukaryota; Metazoa; Nematoda; Chromadorea; Rhabditida; Trichostrongylidae
Source: the annotation of a GenBank genome assembly
AUGCGAAGACAUCUGCUGGUUUUCGUUAUUCUCUGUACUAUUCCCGCUUUUGUCGUACUUUUCUUCAAAACAAAUGAAAUCUCCAGUAACGUUUGGUCGGGCGACUAUACGCCGUGGCACGUGCCGCCAUUUACAACUCAGAUAAACUGUUCAGUGAUGCUGGAAAUGAUUAAUCCACCGUUUCGAGCGUUCUUAAUCGAUACAAGUGUCUUGCAAAGCCUUGAUGACAGCAGAUGUGAAAUAGAAGGGCAACGGAUACAAUUGGCAGUUGAUGUGGGACUUUUGAAGACGAUUCGAAAAGGAAACUAUGUGGAUUACGACAUUAUACACUAUGAGACGCCUUCAUACAAGGACUAUUUUAGAAUUUACGACGCUGAGACGAGAAUCGUACCUCGAGUUCCUCUCAUUGUCAGUGGAAACCUGUCCAUUCCUCGUGACAUUAAAAGGUUUCUUGAAGCUUGGAAGAGAUCGAAAUUUGUCGAAUGCCUCGGAUUAAACAUGAGAAGAACACUCAGCAGAUCGUAUCUCCCUCCGGAUAAAACUGUUAAAACAAUGUCGUCUUUGGUAAAAUACCUCACGUCGUUCGACAUCUACCCGUUUCUCAACGGUGGAACCUUAUUAGGUGAGUCAGAAAUGUUGGCUGCGAGAAAUUAG